AUGAAUAAAUCAACAUUUAUCUGGACUUGGAGGUGUGCUGCUGUUAAUAGCCAUCAUUUGUCAAAGAAGGGCUUACAAACUGCACAAACGACGUUACCACCUGAAAAGCGUUACAAAGGAGUAAUUGAUUGUUUCCUUCGUGUUCCGAGAGAACAAGGAAUCCUGUCAUUCUGGAGAGGCAAUUGGGUCAACAUUCUUAGGUCAUGUAGUCAGGAAUCGCUUGGAUUUGCUUUCAAAGAUUUUUUCAAAAUCUGGAGCCUUGGUGGUGUUGACGCUGAGAAAAACCGUUAUCGCUUCUUACUUGGAAACAUCGCCGCCGGUUCUGCUGCUGGUGUCACAACAUUUUGUAUAAUUUAUCCUCUUGAUUUCAUUCGUACGAGAUUGGCUAUCGAUUUGGGGAAAGAGAAGAAGGUAGCCGUGUCUAUUGUACAUAGCCGAAGUCUAUCCAGAAACCGCGAAUUCAGAGGUAUGUAUGACUGCGUAAAGAAGAUAGUUAGGCAUGACGGCAUUUUUGGAAUGUACAAGUGGGUUUUGCUUUGUCUAUCUCUGUUCAUAGGUCUCCUGCCUUCUCUCCAAUAUAUCAUCAUAUACCGAGGUGCUUACUAUGGCCUCUUUGACACUGCGAAACCCUACAUCUCUAAGGAUGGACGGACCCUCGGUUUUUGGCGAGCAUUUGCAGCUGGACAGGUCGUGACAUUUGUGGCAGCAAUGCUUUCUUACCCAUUGGAUACAAUCAGACGACGACUUAUGAUGGGAGCAGGAAAGAAAGAUUUCUUUUAUAAAGGAACACUUGACUGUGCCAGGGUUAGUGUCAAACUCUUUUUUUUCCACCGAUGCUAUUGGAUUAGAUCUUUGUACAUCUACGUUAACGAAGGAAUGAGAGCAUUUUUCCAUGGUGCUAUGAUAAAUGCAAUGCGUGGAACUGGUGCAGCUCUUGUACUUGCUCUCUACAACGAAAUGACGAAAUUUAUGGGAUAA
Cylicostephanus goldi is the source of this 978-nucleotide messenger RNA. Lineage: Eukaryota; Metazoa; Nematoda; Chromadorea; Rhabditida; Strongylidae. The record is from the annotation of a GenBank genome assembly.